Lodderomyces elongisporus is the source of this 1473-nucleotide messenger RNA. Its product is annotated as mitochondrial 37S ribosomal protein mS29. Gene Ontology annotation, molecular function: structural constituent of ribosome. The transcript has a single exon. The record is from RefSeq and is a predicted model, not a curated record. Gene Ontology annotation, cellular component: mitochondrial small ribosomal subunit. The coding region runs from base 1 to 1473 and encodes 490 amino acids. Lineage: Eukaryota; Fungi; Ascomycota; Pichiomycetes; Serinales; Debaryomycetaceae.
AUGUUGAGAGGUGCAGCAGCUUUGUAUAGGCCUAAGUGCGUGUCAUUUGCACCAUCGGUAUCAUCAUCCGUAGGUUUGGUGCUGGUGCUGGUGCUGCUGCUUAAUGUACUGAGAAAUUUCACAACUACCCCUACAUUGAGUGCCGGAAAGCAAAAAGAAGGUAAGAAGAAGCAAGUUAUGAAGAGAACUGUUGAAAGAGAAAGAAUCGUCAAGUCUACAGCAUUGACCACAAAAAAAUUCAGAGACGCAGUAUCUGUGUUAAACUUUGAGAAAACAGCGGCACCUUUGAAUGGAAUUGCUGAUUUCAGCUCGAAGUUGGAUGUAGGAACCGUUACCAAAUUUUCAAAGCCUACCGAGGAGAAAUUGCAUUAUCUUAAAGCGUUUAAGAAGUACCAACACCACGAAAGGUUUAGACAUCCGACUUCGAUAAUCUCGGGAAAUACCAAGAAACUCAAUGAGACAUUUGUUCAGAAUUUGGAUCAAAACUCCAAAUUAAACCGUGUAUAUCUUGAUGGUCCAAAAGGUUGUGGAAAAUCAACCCUUGUUAACCAAACAAUUGCUGGAGCUUUGGAGAAAUUCAAUAAUGAUGUCGUGAUUCUUCACUUGUACUCUGCAGAAAUAAUUGGAAAUGGUACAUCUGACUAUGUGAGGAACAAUAGACUAGGUUUAUGGCAGCAACCAAUGGCUACCAAGAGAUGGUUAUACAGAACUUUCCAAACCAAUGCCGAGGUUUUCAAAAAGAUGAAGUUGACCAAGGAUGUGCGGUUUGUUAGUAAUAAGAUUGAGCACAGUAUGAAGGCAGGCGAUAGCUUACACGAUUAUGUAUUAAAGAACAGAGAAAUGAAGGAUGGUUUACCAAACAAUGCAUUCCAGUUCUUUAUCCAGCAGUUGAUUGAUAACUCAUCCAAAAUCCCCGUGGUGUUGUCAGUAGACGAUUUCAAUGCUAUGGCCGAUUGUGGCACAACACCAUACUUCACCCCUGACUAUGUACCGAUCAAAAUCCAAGAAUUUGAAUUGGCCGACACAAUAUUGAAGUUUGCCAGUGGUGAACUCAAUUUCGAGAAAGGAGGUGUCCUCUUGGCCAAGUCAUCAGACUUUCAUCCAAAAAGAAAAACCACCCACAUUGCAGUUUACCCAGAAGAAGAGUAUGAUGCGUACAUGAAACCACCUAGAUUGGAUCUAGAGCUUUCCCAAAGAUUAGCUCUGAAUGGAGGAAUCAAACCAUUCAAGGUUCAAGGAUUAUCCAAGGAAGAAACACAUUCGCUUCUUUCAUUCUGGAGAGAUCAAGAAGUGCUUUUGGUGAGGGAAGAUUUCCGUAAGCCAGAUUACGGUAAUGAUGCAGAAGCCAAAGCAGCUGCUAGAAGAGCCAUUUUCGAUUCGGAAAAACAAUUUGACAAGCUCGUGCAAUCGAACUUUAUUGUGACACAGGGUAACCCUCAUGGAUUGGUAAAGAAUUUGAUGUUGAGCUAUUAA